AUGUCCUUGUCCCCACCGCCAGAAGGUCCAGCGGCCAUCGAUCGCCAAAAGACUGUGCCAUUCCUGCUGAAUUUCUGCUAUCGGUCUUCAGCUUUCCACAACCUCACAGACUUCCCUGUACCUACGCCUUCGAAUCCCAAGCCCCCUCUUCCAGCCCAUGUUCAAAUCUACACCUGGAUGGACUGCACCCUGCGCGAACUUGCCCAGCUACUCACUACCGCUCUCCCAAGCAUAGUCCCCGAUCCCGCCAUCGGCACCAGACUGGCCUUUCGCCUGGUCUACCCCGACACGAACCCUUCGAGAGGCGCGGGCGGAAGGUUGGAUGGCGAGGGAAGAGGCCGAUACAUUUCGAGAGAGAUCGGCAGCAUCGUCAUCGAGUCCGGCGGCUACGAGAACGGUGAUGCUCACUCUCGGGAGGGUGGCUUCGAGCUGGGUGGGGAGGACUCGAGAAAGACGUUGGAGGAGUCGCGCUUCGUCAUUGGCGACUUUGUCGACGUCGCCGUCUUUCCUCCGCUGAGCGAUGGUAGUGUGGUCAGCCGUGGCAAUGCACUUGGUGCGUUCAGAGGAGGCAGAGAGAACGGCUACUCUGCCAGGGGAGGUCGAGGUGGCUUUGGUGGCGGCAGAGGCAGAGGCGACUACGGUCCGCCGAUGCCUGUUGGUGAAUGGCGCAGGGGCGAGAGACUUCCUGAUCCUGGCUAUCGGGGUGGAAGGGGCAGACCGAGGUUUUGA
This is a messenger RNA of Cyphellophora europaea CBS 101466, 729 nucleotides long. RefSeq lists its product as uncharacterized. The coding region runs from base 1 to 729 and encodes 242 amino acids. The record is from RefSeq and is a predicted model, not a curated record. The transcript has a single exon. Gene Ontology annotation, cellular component: nucleus. Gene Ontology annotation, molecular function: transcription factor binding; transcription corepressor activity. NCBI's taxonomy places the organism in Eukaryota, Fungi, Ascomycota, Eurotiomycetes, Chaetothyriales, Cyphellophoraceae. Gene Ontology annotation, biological process: negative regulation of DNA-templated transcription.